Messenger RNA from Vollenhovia emeryi, 968 nucleotides. RefSeq names its product 40S ribosomal protein S3a (gene RpS3A). Gene Ontology annotation, molecular function: structural constituent of ribosome. NCBI's taxonomy places the organism in Eukaryota, Metazoa, Arthropoda, Insecta, Hymenoptera, Formicidae. The record is from RefSeq and is a predicted model, not a curated record. Gene Ontology annotation, cellular component: cytosol; ribosome. The coding region runs from base 110 to 913 and encodes 267 amino acids. Gene Ontology annotation, biological process: translation. The transcript is spliced from 5 exons.
AGAAAAUGUCUCUUCUUCGACUCGAGUAGUAACUUCCGCCUUCUGGGUUCGGUCCGUGCUCCACGUUUCCGUUUCGCGAGUGCUUCUUUUCGCUUGAGUCUCGGUAAUCAUGGCGGUAGGCAAGAACAAGGGGCUCUCGAAAGGAGGCAAGAAAGGCGUGAAGAAGAAGAUUGUGGAUCCUUUCACUCGCAAGGAUUGGUACGAUGUCAAAGCACCGUCUAUGUUUGCCAACCGGCAGGUUGGCAAGACCUUGGUCAACAGGACUCAAGGAACAAAGAUUGCCUCCGAGGGGCUGAAGUUCCGUGUGUUCGAGGUAUCUCUGGCCGAUUUGCAGAGCGAUCAGGAUGCGGAGAGGUCUUUCCGUAAGUUCAGACUGAUCGCCGAGGACGUCCAGGGCCGUAAUGUAUUAACUAAUUUUCACGGAAUGGAUCUGACUACGGACAAGCUGCGAUCGAUGGUGAAGAAGUGGCAGACUUUGAUCGAGGCCAACGUAGACGUGAAGACCACGGACGGCUAUCUGCUUCGAGUCUUCUGCAUCGGUUUCACGAAUAAGGAUCAGCUGAGCACGAGGAAGACGUGUUACGCUCAGCACGCGCAGGUUAAAAAAAUCAGACAGAAAAUGGUCGAAACCAUUACGGAGGACGUUACUAAGACCGAUUUGAAAGGCGUGGUUAGUAAACUACUUCCGGAUGCCACGGCCAAGGACAUCGAGAAAGCGUCGCAGGGUAUUUAUCCUCUGCACGACGUUUACAUUCGUAAGGUGAAAGUAUUGAAGAAGCCGCGCUUCGAACUCAGCAAAUUGCUGGAGUUGCACGGCGACGGUGGUGGUAACAAGAGCGAGGAGGCCGACGAAAGUGGUUCCAAGAUAGAUAGACCGGAGGGUUACGAGCCACCAGUACAAGAGUCCGUUUGAGGUGUUUUAACUCUUUCGUAAAAAUAAAGAUCAGACGAUCGUGUAAAUAACACGU